Messenger RNA from Aspergillus steynii IBT 23096, 1846 nucleotides. RefSeq names its product Zn(II)2Cys6 transcription factor. Lineage: Eukaryota; Fungi; Ascomycota; Eurotiomycetes; Eurotiales; Aspergillaceae. Bases 113 to 1819 code for a protein of 568 amino acids. Gene Ontology annotation, biological process: positive regulation of transcription by RNA polymerase II. Gene Ontology annotation, cellular component: nucleus. Gene Ontology annotation, molecular function: transcription cis-regulatory region binding; zinc ion binding; DNA-binding transcription factor activity, RNA polymerase II-specific. The transcript is spliced from 2 exons. The record is from RefSeq and is a predicted model, not a curated record.
UCUUUUUCUUUUUUCCUGCACCUUCCUUCCACCAGGAACAAGGAUGACUGGACUCUACUCUAUCUAGCGACUAGGGACCGGCAAGGGUUCCGUGGAAGCAUCUGACGGGCGGAUGCGGGGUCCGGGCCUGGACGCGCUUGUGUGUUCUCUUUUUAUUUUUGUUUGCAUUUUUUUUCACUCUCUCCGUCUUCUACCAGACCACCAGUAUUCCACCCGGGAAAGCAUGAAGAGAAACAUCCGUCUGAACUCGUUGGCUCCCGAUCGUCAAGUCGCAUCUAGAGACUGCCGUCUCUGCACCAAGCGGCGUAUCAGAUGUGACCGGAGCAUUCCGGGGUGUCGGAAAUGUGCCAGUCGGGGGCUAGGCUGUCCAGGGUUCGAUGCAGUUCCUCUUAAAUGGGGACAAGGUGUGGCCAGUCGAGGAAAGCUCGCUGGGAGGACGCUCCCGGUGUCUCCUGGGGGUGGAUCAGAGGAGCAGGAUGGGUUGUCGGGGGCCCUUAGUGUCAGGCCACGUAUCGAUGAUGACAGUGGUCGUGGCCACGAUCAAGACCUCUGCACUUGGACAAACGAUGGAUCCCGCCUGUGGGACUUCUCAACGCAUCUGUUGGACCCAAUGAGUGGGCUUGAUCUGGUCAAUCGGUUCUCCGCCGAUGUUCUCGUCGACAAUCUUCUCAGUCAUUUCCAUUUGGAGGUUGCGUCGAUGCUGAGAUGGCUCGAUAGCUCGGACAAUCCGUGGCGAAGCAUUAUCUUGCCUCUGGCCCGGCGCUCGAACUGCCUCCGUCUGUCAAUUCUUGGUCUAGCCGCUGCGCAUUUGUCGGUGACAUCUGCGGGUGGUAGUACUGAAGAGCCUGCGUUUUUGCAGGCGAAUCAUAGUCUCCGCGAAGCAAGCCUUCGGAUUCUGAAUACAAAGAUACGGUACGAACUAGAUGAUGGUCACGCCACGGGUGCCCGUCAGGAUGGCUCGUCUCUGAUCGAAAUCCUGGCUACCAUGCUCGUCUUGUGCUACGGGGAGAUGCUCGUGCCGUAUUCAACCAACUGGGCUCUUCAUCUACGCGCCUGUCGUGCUAUCAUUGAUAGACGAAACUUGCGGAAUCGGCAGAGAGAGUCGCAAGACCCGGCCGCGCGAUUCCUGGUCAUGGAAGUGGUUGAUCUGGAGACGUUUGUCAGUGUGGCGCCGUUUACCAGGGAGCAGGGCUCUGCGAUCACUAGAUAUUCUCCUCGGCUGCUGGAAGGUCAUUUCUGGACGUUCACCCCGCUGCUGCGUGAUAUUACUGCGGUGGAAAGACGCCGCUACGGUGCUUUACAAAAGGGGUGUGAACCCCCGGGCAUGGACAUGAGUACUUGGCGAGCCAAAAUCGAUGAAGCUUACGCUCAAACGUCCGAGGGAGCGACCACCAUAUUACCGGGAGACGAAGAUACACGGAGACGGUUUGAAGCUUUGCUGCGAGCACAUUACUACGCCUGUUUUGUCUACUGCUACCAAGCUUUAGCUCCCAUGUUUGAAGCAAGGCAAGUUAUCGAUGGGUAUGUAGGGCCUAUCUUGGACGAAAUUCAAUUUCUCGCAAACGGGUCAGCGCGCAGCUUCUCUCAGAACGUUUUCUUUCCGCUAUUCAUCGCCGGUACGGAGUACGGGAGAGACGAACACGGGCAGGCCAUGAUCCAGGGUCUCUUUAUGGACUUGAUCAUCUCGACUGGAUCUUGGUGCAACCAUGCGGUCUUGCAAUUCCUACGUGCUUACUGGGCGAGGUUGGAUUCGCAGGAGACUUGGAUACAGUACGCUCGCAGAAACGAGCAGAAUCUAACUCCUUUUCUUAUAUUUUGAGAGAGUCUUCAUUCGAGCACUCAUUGA